This is a messenger RNA of Kockovaella imperatae, 1002 nucleotides long. RefSeq lists its product as hypothetical. NCBI's taxonomy places the organism in Eukaryota, Fungi, Basidiomycota, Tremellomycetes, Tremellales, Cuniculitremaceae. The transcript has 2 exons. The coding region runs from base 1 to 1002 and encodes 333 amino acids. The record is from RefSeq and is a predicted model, not a curated record.
AUGUCCAGGUACCUUCAUCUAGACGCGCCGAAUGAGAACGGUUUCGGAGGGUUCCUGAAGCGUCAAUUCACCAAGCCCAAGCCCCUACCAGCCGGUAUUGACCUGAAAGGCGGUACAGCGAUUAUAACGGGUGGUACGUCUGGUCUCGGUCUCGAGGCUGGCAUGCAGCUACUGGGGCUAGGCUUGAGCACUUUGAUCAUCACAUCUAGAACCCAAAGCAGAGGAGAAGUAGCGGCCGCCAAACUCCGAACCAAGUAUCCUUUCGCCACGGUCGAGGCGUGGACUCUGGACAUGACUUCGUACGAAUCGAUCGAUGUCUUUGCUCGAAAGUGCGAUACGUUGCCUCGGAUCGACUACACUAUUCUGAAUGUCGGCUUUAUCGACCUCAAACGUGAAGAAGCACCUACCGGUCACGAAAUGAUGGUUCAGGUCAACUAUUAUUCGACCAUGUACUUGACCACUCUGCUCGUUUCAAUCCUCAAGAACAAACGGGCUCGCCAGUCAAGGCCUCCCGUCCUAUCAGUGGUCGGGUCAGACAUCCACUACUCUGUCGACGCUGAUCCCGAAGGGUCAGCGGCGGCCUUUGCAGACAAUCCCAAGAAUGCCAUGGGUUUCACCCAAUACGGAAUCUCAAAAUACUACCUCCUUCUCUCCAUCAUCAAGCUGGCGGAGCAAAUCGAUUCUAACGAGCUCAUUUUGAGCGUCUGUAAUCCUGGAACGACUAAGCAGACGGAUUUCGUGGCCAAUACUCCCUUGUCAUUCAGAAUUCCCUUGACGAUUGUCCGCGGUCUGCUCGGGCGCAAAGUGGCAGUUGGCGCCAGCUGCUACCUUGAUGCUGUGUUAGUGCAUGGUCAAGAAGCCCACGGGUCAUUCAUGAGUGACUGGACUAUCAAACCGUUUCCCGAGGUCGCCUACACGAAGGCUGGAAAGGCAUUUCAAACGCGUCUAUGGGACGAGACAAUGUCGGAGCUGCGACUCGCACAGCCCAAGGUCUCGGUCUAG